GGUGCAGCUCGUGCCGAUCCCCUCGCCGGCAUGCCGGGCACGCUUCUCAUGCAGAAGUCGUCGCUGCGCGUCCUCUCUAUGCGCGGCCCGACGCCGGCGCCGAGGACGCCGCCGAACGUCCCGCUUGCCCUCCCGCCGGCCGGCCGUCGUUGCACAGCCUGAAACACCACCCUGUUCUCCUGCUGGUCCAGUAGCACCACCGCGAGAAGAAAAAUCACCACACCGCAUGCUGCAAUGCUGCUCCCCAUCGCUAUGCGCACCCUGCACACGAACCAAACUGCCGCCACUUCUUCCCGCAUCGAUUUCGACUGCCACGGUGCAUCACCAACGCAAGAGGUAAAACAGAACCCUCUCGUCAUUCUCUUGCUUUCCCCCUAAAUUUCAAGCUCUAUCAUGCCCUAAAUCACCGACAAUCUUAUUUGCAAGAAGUGGCUGUCUGCCAGCCAUGUCCGCCAACCAAGAAAGUUUAUCGUAGAAUUAUCCUUGUGAGACCACAACUUCUCAUUUUUUGGGAUAAAAAUAGAGAAUUAUUGGAGGUGGACUCUUUUUUAACUUCCCAUACCUAUUUGGAGAGUUGGCAAACAACAAAUUUUGAGGAGAAAAUAUUAGAAACUCUUGGAAAUGGUCUAACACUGUUUUUUUUGGGAGACCAAUAGUCGAGAUCCGUUUUUGGAGUUCGUUUCGUUUCAGAGGUGUCAUUUUCUGCGUCACCCGUAUUAUUUCUAUAGGACAAUCUCUGAGCACUGCUGAUGCAGCCUCGCUGUGCUAUGCCUCUCCCCCAUCUUCCUCGUGAGAAUUUUAAAGGGAAGCGCCCAGCAGCAGCCUCCUCUCGCUGCCCAUGCUCCUAGCUGCUAGUAGUCUCUUGCGCUACCCUGCACAGAGAGCUCGAGGCACAGCAAGCUGCGUGCGAGCGAGCGAGCGAGUGCAAUGCAGGUGGACUUGGAGAGCCUGGUGUGCGGCGUGUCGGGCGCCGGCGCCGGGGACAGGAAGGUGUCGUGCGAGACUGUCAUCGCGGGGGGCAGCGGGGACGCGUCGCCGCCGCGGAUGCCGCCGCCGGACCCGGACUUCCCGCCCGACUCGAUAACCAUCCCCAUCGGCGACGAGGCGGCGUUCGCGGACCUCAACCCGAUAUACGAACGGGACGACUCCACCAAGGGCAGCACCAACCCCAAGUUCGCGGCCGCCGUCGUGGCCAACCCCAUCGCGGCCAAGACGCGAUCCAACUCCACGCGCGUCGCCGGCGCCCCGCCCGCAGCGGCAGGCACCACGUUCUUCGGCCUCCCCGCCAAGAUCCGCCCGCCCUUCUCCCGCCGCCGGCCGUCGCAGGGCCGGAUCUUGGCCGACAAGCGCUCCGGCGGCGGCGGCACAAGCAGCCGUGGCGACGGCGAGGUGGAGCCGCGGUCGCCCAAGGUGUCGUGCAUUGGCAAGGUCCUGUCCGACCGGGAGCGCCACGGACGCCGCGGGCGCCGCCGCCGCGGGUGGUGGCACGGCGUGGCGGCCAUGUUCCGGUGCGACGGCUGCGGCUGCGGUCGCGUAACCGGACCCGGCGGCGCGUCCAGGAAGAUGGCGUUGGAGGACGACGACGACGGGGACGAGCUGCAGCCGGGCAUUGCCGGAAUGCGGAGGUUCAAGUCCGGGCGAAGAGCCGCUUCGUGGGGAGAGGAGGCCCUUGCGGCGGCGGCGGCGGCGGCCGGCGAUGGCGAGGAGAUGGAGAAGCCCGACAGCCAGGACGCUGAGCAGUGGUCCCGGCGGCCGGUAAAUUAGGUUGUGGGGGCUAGCGAGGGCGGGAAACGCUUGGACCCGGGAGACUGCCGCCGCUGGGCCCCGCUGUAAGUGACCGCCGUGUGGCUGCCGAUAGGUGAGCCACGAGCUGGCCGCCGUAUCGUCCGUCAGCGAGGGGAUGGGCUUCGGUUGGCCGAUGGCGAUCGGAGGCUGGCUGGCCUAGAACUGCGAGUUUUUGGAUUUCGGUGGAUUGUUUCUGCUUGGAAUUUUGCACCCUGUUUUGGAAGAGCUUGCUUGUCGAAACUUGAAUCAAUGAUCGGUGUACGCUGUACAGCAAAUAACACGAGCGCACAAUGCGCUCGGCUAUUCGCGUGUCUUCCU
This is a messenger RNA of Panicum virgatum (switchgrass), 2103 nucleotides long. RefSeq lists its product as uncharacterized. Lineage: Eukaryota; Viridiplantae; Streptophyta; Magnoliopsida; Poales; Poaceae. The coding region runs from base 928 to 1764 and encodes 278 amino acids. The record is from RefSeq and is a predicted model, not a curated record. The transcript has a single exon.